Messenger RNA from Oldenlandia corymbosa var. corymbosa, 3050 nucleotides. Lineage: Eukaryota; Viridiplantae; Streptophyta; Magnoliopsida; Gentianales; Rubiaceae. The record is from the annotation of a GenBank genome assembly.
AAACAAAUCUCCUCUCUUUUUUUUGACAUAUAUAUAUAUAAAUUGAUGAAACACUCGUGAUCGCUAGAGAGCUUAGACACUUGUCGACUGCUGCAAAGCUAAAACCGGCGAAGAAGGAGAGAACGACACGCUCACUAGCUCACACGCUUCCCCGUUUGUUCGUCUUUCUUUGAUCAACUUUUGUUGGGCACUUCAUAGUGCUCUGAUCACAAAAGGAAGAUGGGAUCAUCAUGUUUGAAUUUCGAUAACAUUGGGAACUUGACACAACCAGAGGCCAGUGUUGGAAGGACAGGUGGAAAUGUACCAUUAGCCCGGCAAUCUUCCAUUUAUUCCAUGACGUUUGGUGAGCUUCAGACAUUUGGUAGUUUAGGAAAGGACUUUGGGUCUAUGAAUAUGGAGGAUCUUUUGAAGAACAUUUGGACUGCGGAAGAGACUCAAGUCAAUAGUACUAAUGUUGGGGCAAAUGGGAUGGGCCCGGCUGGAAAUUUGCAGAGGCAAGGUUCAUUAACGUUACCCCGGACACUGAGCCAGAAAACUGUUGACGAAGUUUGGAAAGAUUUGCUUAAAGAGACUGGAGGAGCAGUUAAUGAUGGAAAUGUUAGUGGGGCGGCUCCAAAUUUGGGGCCAAGACAGCGUACACUGGGGGAGAUGACUCUUGAGGAGUUUCUUGUGAGAGCAGGUGUAGUUAGGGAGGAUGCUCAAGUUCAGACUACUGGAAAUGCAACAACUAAUUGUGCGUUUUAUGGGGGGCUAAAUCCGGUGGAUAGCAAUAAUGGUGGAUUAAGUACUGAAUUUCAACAACCUGUUGGAAAUCCAGGAAUGGUGAAUGGUAAUCAAUUGGCUGCAAGUAUGAAUACAUUUUCUAAUCCGUCGAAUUUAUUGUUGAAUGGGACAACUGAGGUUAGAUCAUCUACCCAGCCGCAGCAACAAUCGCAGCCAUCCCAGCUUCAGCCUCUUUUUCCCAAGCAAACAACGGUGGCUUUUAACUCUCCAUUGCAUUUGGGAAAUAAUGUUCGGCUAGCUACUCCUCAAACAACAACCACUGUAGUGAAUCCGGCUGUAGUUCCUGGUGGAGGUGUUGCACCAAGUGGAGUUAUGGGCAUAGCUGGAUUACAAGGGGUGACAACAACGGUUGUUGGGGGAUCUCCUGGAAGCCACUUGCACUCGGAUUUGAUGUCCAAGAGCAAUCUGGAUUCAUCACCUUCUCCUUAUGCUAUUAGUGAAGGUGGUCGAGGAAGGAGAUCAUGUAGCUCGUUAGAGAAACAAGUUGAGCGGCGGCGUAGGAGAAUGAUAAAAAAUAGAGAAUCUGCUGCAAGGUCAAGAGCCAGGAAGCAGGCAUACACUUUAGAAUUGGAAGCAGAAGUAGCUAAACUUAAGGAAGUCAAUCAGGAGUUGCAGAAAAAGCAGAUGGAACUAAUGGAGAUGCAAAAGAAUCAGAUAUUGGAGACAAUGAAAAUUUCCUGGGGUGGUAAAAGGCGAUGCUUGAGGAGAACGCUGACAGGACCUUGGUAGAAUGAAGCACUAAUUCCACAGAGCCCUUCAAGGUUGGAGUUUGUUUAGAGAAAGCAUGGUGGGAUUGCAUUAGCAGACUGUAAUGUACACAUGAUAGGCUGGUUUGUGUACAGAGUUAAAGCAGGAACUGAUCAUUGUGAUGUAAAUAAGGGAACCAAUUUGUAGUGUCGGUUUCCUCUUCGCUGUGCUUGUGGGUUUGCUUCCUACUAAACAGAUGGUUAUUCAUGGCUAAUGUCUUUCCGGUAGUUCUAUAGUGAAUCCGUAGCCCUGAAAAGGAGGAGAAUGGGGAGGUUACCUCUUUUGUCAUUCAUUUGGCUCUGUUAGGUACCUGGCCCUAGUGCUUUUGUGUCGAGGAUAAGCUUAAGUUGUGUACAUAUAUAUUCCACUACUUUUUAUGUUCCUAGUAGUACUUGUGAAGUCAAGUUCUGAAAUGAAUUAUAUUCUGGGAUGUUCACAUAAACAGCUACAUCAUUCACAAUCACAAGUAUCAUCUUCAUACUUAAGAGGGAAGUUUCCAGGUUUGGUAAAGAUGGUUAGUACUGUGCUGCAAGAUGCUCAUAAUGCCGUAUGGCCUAGACAGAGUUGAAGGAGCCAGCUGUCUUUUGGCUGAAUCUAGUCAUCGAAAACAUCCUUCUCUUGCCUUCCUAUGACAAAGAUCUCCCCCGCAUUUUCCAACUUGACCAUCUAUGCUCGUGCUUGUGUAUUAGUAGUGGUAAGGACAGAUAACUGGCGAUGUUCAUACCUCGUUAACUGUGGAUGGUUAUGAAGUUUCAAUACCUUGUUUGUAAGUUUACCAACUUCAUUGAAAUCUAUUGGCCGGAAAUACUCAGUACUUGUCAGUUCUGGCAGCUGUACAUGUAAACAGCACACGUAAGAUUUGCAGGAAUGAUAGUUUCUAAACAUUGCAUAAAAUCAUAGAAUCGGAAAAGCUCAAAAGAUUAGGGUGGUUUGUAGAACCUAGCUGGGUGGUCUUUGCCAGAAAGUUCAAUAGGAGCGAAAAAGAGAACAACUUGCAGUGCUGCUACAACUACCUAUAUCCGUAUUUCGAUUAGGGCCGGAGUUCUUCUUUCCACAAGAUGGUUCCUCUCCAACCCCGCAAAGAACACAAUCAUUUUCACCCUCUACGGUACUCAAAAACAAGACCUUCUGCAACACUCCUAGCCCUCGCAUGCCCAAAAAACUUACUAACGAUAGCCAGUCCAAAAUCUGUCGCUUUGGCUAGACCUUUGCUCAUAAUCAAUUUACCAUCAAUAACUACUCCGGCAGUAUCACCUACGUCGCAUAAGUUGUUCGUAACUGAUUGAGUUGUGCGUGCUUCCGUUUCCUGUUCACAUAAUGGGUAUUAAAUUUACAGAAUCCUCAACUGAAGACUACAUUAGCAUGAAGAUGGUUACACUAACCUCCAAUAAGCCUUGUUUCUGAAGGAUUGUAAGUGAAGAGUUCAUGGCCCCAAACAGUCCUCCACCUACAUGGUGUUCUUUCAAUAACUUCUUGAGAAUCUUUGAUUUUUGUAGUCUUUCAAAGCUGGCUGCACCUCC